Messenger RNA from Gracilinanus agilis (Agile Gracile Mouse Opossum), 408 nucleotides. RefSeq names its product sterol regulatory element-binding protein 1-like. Gene Ontology annotation, molecular function: RNA polymerase II cis-regulatory region sequence-specific DNA binding; DNA-binding transcription factor activity, RNA polymerase II-specific. Gene Ontology annotation, cellular component: nucleus. The transcript has 3 exons. The annotation marks the transcript as partial. The record is from RefSeq and is a predicted model, not a curated record. Lineage: Eukaryota; Metazoa; Chordata; Mammalia; Didelphimorphia; Didelphidae. Gene Ontology annotation, biological process: regulation of transcription by RNA polymerase II.
AUGGACUGCACUUUUGAAGAUAUGCUACAGCUAAUCAACAACCAGGACAGUGACUUCCCCAGUCUCUUCGAUUCCAAUUAUGGGGGGUCUGCCCCUACCUUCCAGGAUGUUGGCUCUUCUGGGGGCCUAUCCCCGCCCCCCAGCUCUCUUGGCUCCACCCUGGACAACUUCUUGGGGAGUAGCACCAAGGUGCCGACACAGGUCAAAAUGUACCAGCCAACACCUCCCCCACCUCCUUCAAUGACGGGCUUCCAGCCCCCACAGCUGAUGGCAGGUCCUGACCUGAGUCAAGCCUCCUCUGGCAUCAAGGAAGAGCCCAUGCAACUCUCCAUCCUCCAGCCUUCUCCCCCUCAGCUUCUCUCUCAGCCUGUGCUGGUCCCACCACCACCACCUCCCCAGCCCUCAGCC